GGGUUGUACACCCCAAACCUUGUUUCAUCUCAAUGGAUGGCUUAGAUAUUCAGCAACAGCUUGUGGCACACGAGAAAAUGUCCCAUGAAAUUUGUACUUCCAUCUUCUGCAGACUUGCCCAACUUGACAUGUGCUUCUCAAAAGACACUCCUGGGAUGAUAUGGAGGAAAUACAUCGAGCCCGAUUAUGCGACAAUUGUUCUGUCCAAUGCCGACCCACUGACCGUGCACUCCAUUAGGGCUAGCUUCCAGGAGGGAACCGCCUCUUGCAACCCAACAUCAUGCCGCAUGUGGUUUAUUCCAGCUAUUCUCCUAGAUGGCUGGGUGGUUUAUGCAUUUGACAUGCUGCGCAACCGAAUCGUCGUUUAUGAUCCUGCUGUUGGCCCAUUCGGAUACAGUAAUCGCCGAGUCAGCAUGCAUGAAUUUGUGAGCAACAAACUUCAUGCUGCUCUGUUUAACUGCCUCUACAGUUUUUUCAGUCCAUGGCAUUGUGAAUCAACUCACUGGACACGUACAUUUCCAAUCAUAAUGAGAGAACAAUUUCACAAGGACGAAGCCGGAUUGUGUGCCACUUUUUUUUGCAAGGAACUAUGACGGUGACAAGUUGCAAAUCCCACUCACCAAAGAAACACUCGUAUCGCACAUCAAACUCAUGUUGUACGAGCUGAUGAGGACGCAAGGAAACCAAACAAAAGAUGCCAGCGACUCGCUCAAAGCAAUUAAAGGGUCGUUUGUCGUUCUAUAGGCAAACAUUGUUGUUUUAAGGAAGAGGUAGCCAUUUAUGUGACAACUUGACUAGAUAUGGCAUUUGUGUGUCUGGCAUCUUCCCAUUUUAAUCCCAUGUUGUAAUGAAGCUUAUCAGAGCUAAAUGCAAACAAGUUAUGACAAA
Molecule: messenger RNA, 888 nt
Organism: Triticum urartu
Lineage: Eukaryota; Viridiplantae; Streptophyta; Magnoliopsida; Poales; Poaceae
Source: RefSeq, a predicted model, not a curated record